GUUGAAGCUCCCGCUGCCAGCGAUGUCAGUGACGACGGUGAGAAUACGGGGUGGUAGGGAAGUGAAGUAAGAGCGCUGAAAGCUCGCCAGCACCCCGAUACCGGAGCUGGGCAACAGGAGGAUCUGUGUGUUUCAUCCGAGCAUCACUUUCUCAAAUCGAACGAGCAGUGGCAGGGCUCAAGUCGCGCGGCGUUAAACGUCGGUUGACGUCGGAGCAGCUUCCAGUAGCCGGGCCGUGACAUCAAGAAAAAGAAGAACAGCGACGAGCAAGCACGCCGGCCCCCGUCAGCUCUCAGCAUUAUUUGGCUUCCACUACCCCUAUCGCUUACUGCUGCACCUGUGAAGUGAAGAGUUUUGUGUGAAGGUACCCACCCACAACCAUGCGUGCUCAUCGAAUGAGUCUACGAUUGAUCUUUUUGGGGUUGUGCGCUUUUAGUCAGGUGGCUGCUCCAGUGUCUGCCAGCAACAACAAAAACAACGACGAGAUGGGGUUCCGACUCGCUACGGUUGACGAGGAACUUGUGCGUUGCAUGGACGGCGAUGACAUACUCCUCGAUUCCUAUCUGACAGCCUACCGGGAGAUAUUAAAAAUCUUCAAAGAGAUGGGAACCAUAUUCAAUUUCGUCACUAACGACUUAGAGGACAAAAUUACAAUUCUCGAAGACUAUCGAACGCGCAACGAUGUAGCCGAGCAUUUCACUUCUCUGGCAAGCAUGAUCUCAUACGAGUUGAGUAAUGGGGCAACAAAGAUUAGGAACCCGCCCUCGGGUUGCAGAACCUGGCUCCGACUUCACCGAGCGUUGGAAUUCGUCUCGAUGUUCUUCGCGAAGCUCGCGACCGUGGAUUUUGAAGAGAAAAUGACGAGUCUGGCACAAGAAUGCUACGAGCGAACUCUGGCGAAAUAUCAUGGCUACUUAGUGAGAAAGGGAGCGUCUUUCGCGAUGUAUGCUUUACCUACGGUCGACGCGAUGUUCACAAAAGCUCAGGACGAUAAAAAGGAUGUCCGUAGACUACUGAACAGCGUCGGCGCGAACGCAGGUCGAGUUUACGACCUAACACAGAAGAUGUUUGAAGCCAAAGGGCUCUUGAGCCUACCUUAACAAGGCUGCGGCACAGCUUCGGGCCCGGGAGAAUCUCUUCACCUGUGACAUCAAUCGCACGGUAUCUUCAGAGUCGAUGGGGCAAAUGAUCAAUCGACUCUAUAUAUUGACUUUCACGGAAAUCUGAUAAGCUUCAGACGUAUGGAUAGAGCGUUUUUCCAAAGAUCACAAGAAGCCGAUAGCAAAUGACUGAGUGAAACUCUGAGAGUUCAGAUUUGCUCAUAUUUAUACACACAUAUCUUCCCUCAUUAUAUGGGGAUACGGCAUACGGCGACGAGCUAGGCACGGAGGAAGAUAUCUCAGAAGACAGAGAACGAUGCACUUCCCUUCUAGUCCGGAUCUUGAAUCUUCAAGAGGUUCUCGUCACCGUAGCGGGGGUGUUUCUUGAAACAGACUCAAGAUUCAUUGAUUUUAGUCAGAGAGAAGAUAAGCCAUAUAGAGACAUGUUUUGGAAUUACUGCGGAGAGAAGAAUAUUUCCUUUCGCACGGAAGUCAAGUGCUAAAUCUCAAAUAAAAACUCUCGUCCAUUCAACGAGACAAUGACAGA
Galendromus occidentalis (western predatory mite) is the source of this 1647-nucleotide messenger RNA. RefSeq names its product ceramide-1-phosphate transfer protein. The transcript has 5 exons. The coding region runs from base 381 to 1100 and encodes 239 amino acids. Gene Ontology annotation, biological process: intermembrane lipid transfer; ceramide transport. NCBI's taxonomy places the organism in Eukaryota, Metazoa, Arthropoda, Arachnida, Mesostigmata, Phytoseiidae. Gene Ontology annotation, cellular component: membrane; cytoplasm; cytosol. The record is from RefSeq and is a predicted model, not a curated record. Gene Ontology annotation, molecular function: ceramide 1-phosphate transfer activity; ceramide 1-phosphate binding.